AUGAAGAAAUUCAUCCCCAUUCUUUCAUACCUCUUUGCCUUCGGGCUAGCUGACCGGGAAAGUCGAGAUCUCCCAGACGGGCUCCCAGUUGGCCUUCACGCAGAGUACGUUCUUCCCGGCAGUGAGGAGCGUAUUCAGCUCUGGCUCCCAGAGCAUGAUGGGCCGGUCAAAACAAAGCAGCUCACCACGGCUUUUGUUCCCACCGUUCACUAUGAGCGUCGUAUCGACCAUUCUGGUCUGUAUGAGCGCGACAUCUGCGCCUACAUUACAGACUGCGCAGGAAGGGCCUACUCAACUGCAGCAGCCUGGGGCGCCGUCGCCAAAGUAGCUACUGUAACCACUUGCCAAGGAGUGGCUGGCGCUGUUAGCGAUUAUCUCACUGAGAAUAACUACGCAAAUACCAAAGACAUUAUCAUUAAGGGCGUAGUUGUUGGCAUUGCUGUCAACUUGGCGUCGGUGGCGCCAGGAUACUGGAUCAAUGCCAAACUAGAAGCCACCAACGCUGAUACCAACGGACGCAAUGAUAUUUGCGGUGAAAAGGACCCCAAGACGUUUUCCGGCAAUGCUGCCAGUGCCGUCUAUGAGUUCUGCCUCUCUAUACAGAAAGAGCAGAAGGAGCAGGCUACGGCCAACUUUGACACCCUUGACACCACUGAUGGAAACGGUAAUAACCGUGGUGGCUUCCAAGGGCGUGCUAAGCUAUUCAUCUCGGAACAGGCAGCUACUUGGGGUGAUAUCUGCCGUAAUGAUUAUGGAAUUGACUGGAAGGCUAAGAUGCGUCGCACAUUCGGUGGUCUUACUGCCAACUGA
Messenger RNA from Pochonia chlamydosporia 170, 810 nucleotides. RefSeq lists its product as hypothetical. The coding region runs from base 1 to 810 and encodes 269 amino acids. The transcript has a single exon. Lineage: Eukaryota; Fungi; Ascomycota; Sordariomycetes; Hypocreales; Clavicipitaceae. The record is from RefSeq and is a predicted model, not a curated record.